Molecule: messenger RNA, 1003 nt
Organism: Telopea speciosissima
Lineage: Eukaryota; Viridiplantae; Streptophyta; Magnoliopsida; Proteales; Proteaceae
Product: DNA-3-methyladenine glycosylase-like
Biological process (GO): base-excision repair
Molecular function (GO): DNA-3-methyladenine glycosylase activity
Source: RefSeq, a predicted model, not a curated record
UAAUCAAGUCAAGUAUGUCAGAAGUAAAUGUAAGGCGGCCUGUAAUGGAGAGGAACAGAAAUCUGAAUGGGAGGGAGAAACCAACCCAAAACUUCUUAUCCAAACAUCUAAAGAAGGUUUACCCAAUUGCUCUUCGGAGGAGUAUCUCAUCUCAAUCACUCUCUUCACUAUCUUUGUCACAGAAUUCUAAUGAUUCGAUAGGUGAAACUAUUCCUCCUCCUCGAGUGGUGGAUCGGAAUAAGGUUUUGGUGUCUCUUCGAGGACUUGGAACCUCUCAUGAAAGAGCAGAAACCAAACUCACUAAUCUUGGAAAGGAUAGCUUUGAUUCUAAUGGUGUUACCUUGAAGAGGUGUAAUUGGAUCACAAAGAAUAGUGAUCAGGUCUAUGUCUGCUUCCACGAUGAGUAUUGGGGAGUGCCAGUUUACAAUGACAAUCAACUAUUUGAACUUCUAGCGAUGUCAGGAAUGUUGAUGGAUUACAAUUGGACUGAAAUACUAAAAAGAAAGGAGCUCUUGAGAGAAUAUUUUACUCAAUUCAACCCUAAUCUUGUUGCCAAGCUGAGUGAAAAAGAGAUAGUGGAGAUUAGUUCCAAUAAGACACUUAUGUUAGCAGAGAGCAGAGUGAGAUGCAUAGUAGACAAUGCCAAAUGCAUAGUAAAGAUUGCACAUGAAUAUGGUUCAUUCAGUAGCUAUAUUUGGGGGCACAUGAAUUACAAACCAAUGAUCAACAGAUACAAAUACCCAAGGAAUGUUCCUCUAAGGACCCCAAAAGCAGAGAUCAUUAGCAGGGAUUUAUUAAGAAGAGGAUUUCGAUUCGUUGGGCCGGUGAUCGUGUACUCAUUUAUGCAAGCCUCAGGGAUGACAAUUGAUCAUCUUGUCGACUGUUUUAGGUUUAGUGAAUGUGUUAGCUUAGCAGAGAGACCAUGGAGACAUGGCUAGCAUAGUUUUGUUUUUCUUUGGACAUUGAUUUCAAAAAUCAGUGUUUUGAUUUCCUAUACGUGUGU